Molecule: messenger RNA, 3933 nt
Organism: Trichosurus vulpecula (common brushtail)
Lineage: Eukaryota; Metazoa; Chordata; Mammalia; Diprotodontia; Phalangeridae
Gene: AGO4
Product: argonaute RISC component 4
Exons: 17
Coding region: 178-2562 (794 amino acids)
Molecular function (GO): RNA binding; protein binding
Source: RefSeq, a predicted model, not a curated record
CCAGCCAGCCUUUUCCAGCCACCCCGUCGCCCUGGCCUUGGAACUGUUGGGAAACCAAUCCGUCUUCUAGCCAAUCAUUUUCAGGUUCAGAUUCCUAAAAUAGAUGUCUAUCACUAUGACGUGGAUAUCAAACCAGAAAAACGGCCUCGUAGAGUUAACAGGGAAGUGAUAGAUACAAUGGUGAGACACUUCAAAAUGCAGAUAUUUGGUGAUCGGCAGCCUGGCUAUGAUGGCAAAAGAAACAUGUAUACAGCACAACCACUGCCUAUUGGACGGGAUAGGGUUGAUAUGGAAGUGACUCUUCCAGGGGAGGGCAAAGACCAGACCUUUAAAGUGUCAAUUCAGUGGGUGUCUGUAGUCAGUCUUCAGCUACUUUUGGAAGCAUUGGCCGGGCAUUUGAAUGAAGUCCCUGAAGAUUCUGUACAGGCACUUGAUGUGAUCACAAGGCAUCUGCCUUCCAUGAGGUAUACUCCUGUGGGCCGUUCAUUCUUCUCCCCUCCUGAAGGUUACUACCACCCUCUGGGAGGGGGCAGGGAGGUUUGGUUUGGCUUCCACCAGUCUGUGAGACCUGCCAUGUGGAAUAUGAUGCUCAAUAUUGACGUAUCCGCUACUGCUUUCUAUCGUGCCCAGCCUAUCAUUGAGUUCAUGUGUGAGGUUUUAGACAUUCAGAACAUCAAUGAACAAACAAAACCUCUUACGGACUCCCAGCGUGUCAAGUUUACCAAAGAAAUCAGAGGUCUUAAAGUUGAGGUUACCCACUGUGGACAGAUGAAACGAAAAUACCGAGUUUGUAAUGUAACUAGACGACCAGCCAGCCAUCAAACUUUUCCUCUACAGCUGGAAAAUGGUCAGGCUAUGGAAUGUACAGUAGCCCAGUAUUUUAAACAGAAGUAUAGCCUGCAGCUGAAAUAUCCCCAUCUUCCCUGUCUCCAAGUGGGGCAAGAACAAAAGCACACUUACCUUCCUCUUGAGGUCUGUAAUAUUGUGGCAGGACAGCGGUGUAUCAAGAAAUUAACUGACAAUCAGACGUCCACCAUGAUCAAAGCCACUGCAAGAUCUGCUCCAGACCGACAGGAGGAAAUCAGCAGACUAGUAAAAAGUAACAGCAUGGUGGGUGGACCUGAUCCAUACCUAAAGGAAUUUGGUAUUGUUGUUCACAAUGAAAUGACGGAGUUGACAGGUAGAGUGUUACCAGCACCAAUGCUACAAUAUGGAGGCCGGAAUAAAACAGUAGCUACACCAAACCAAGGUGUAUGGGAUAUGCGAGGAAAACAGUUUUAUGCUGGCAUUGAAAUUAAAGUGUGGGCUGUUGCUUGUUUCGCUCCUCAGAAACAAUGCAGGGAAGAUCUGUUAAAGAGUUUCACAGAUCAGUUGCGUAAGAUUUCUAAGGAUGCUGGGAUGCCCAUUCAGGGUCAACCAUGUUUUUGCAAGUAUGCACAGGGAGCAGAUAGUGUGGAGCCCAUGUUUAAACAUCUGAAGAUGACUUAUGUGGGCCUGCAGCUGAUAGUAGUGAUCCUACCUGGGAAGACACCGGUAUAUGCUGAAGUGAAACGUGUUGGUGAUACCCUCUUAGGAAUGGCUACUCAGUGUGUUCAGGUGAAAAAUGUAGUAAAGACUUCACCCCAAACUCUUUCUAAUCUCUGCCUGAAGAUAAAUGCAAAGCUUGGUGGAAUUAACAAUGUCCUUGUGCCCCAUCAGAGGCCCUCAGUGUUCCAGCAGCCUGUCAUUUUUCUGGGAGCAGAUGUUACUCACCCUCCUGCUGGAGAUGGGAAGAAGCCCUCUAUUGCUGCAGUGGUUGGUAGCAUGGAUGGACACCCUAGCAGAUACUGUGCUACAGUGAGAGUACAGACUUCUCGCCAGGAGACCUCCCAGGAGCUCCUCUACAGCCAGGAGGUGAUCCAAGACUUGACCAAUAUGGUUCGAGAACUUCUCAUCCAGUUUUACAAAUCUACACGCUUCAAGCCCACUCGCAUCAUUUAUUACCGUGGAGGGGUCUCCGAGGGACAAAUGAAGCAGGUGGCUUGGCCAGAAUUAAUAGCAAUUCGGAAAGCAUGUAUUAGCUUGGAGGAGGAUUACCGCCCAGGUAUAACAUACAUUGUUGUGCAGAAAAGGCAUCAUACUCGACUCUUCUGUGCAGACAAAACAGAAAGGGUGGGGAAAAGUGGUAAUGUACCAGCAGGUACUACUGUGGACAGCACUAUCACACAUCCAUCUGAAUUUGACUUCUACCUCUGUAGUCAUGCAGGAAUUCAGGGAACCAGCCGCCCAUCCCAUUAUCAGGUCUUGUGGGAUGACAACUGCUUUACUGCAGACGAGCUCCAGCUUCUAACUUACCAACUCUGUCACACCUAUGUAAGAUGUACUCGCUCGGUCUCCAUUCCAGCCCCAGCCUAUUAUGCCCGAUUGGUAGCAUUUAGGGCAAGGUACCACCUCGUGGAUAAGGAUCAUGACAGUGCCGAGGGAAGUCACGUGUCAGGACAGAGCAAUGGUCGGGAUCCCCAGGCCCUGGCCAAGGCUGUGCAGAUCCACCAUGAUACCCAGCACACAAUGUAUUUUGCCUGAGAGCCUCUGUGAAGACUAAGCGGAUUUGGCACACCUUGUGGUCUACUUACCAUGUGGUCUUGAUAUGUUUUGAAAACCUAAUGCUUCUAUUAGAUAGGGCUGAGUUGAAUUCAGACAGUCUUCUAUCAGCAGUUCUGAACAGUCACAGUGUCUGAUGCACCAACAGAAUUGAGCCAUUUUUUUGUUGUUGUUUUGUUUUUUGGGGUUGUUUGGGGUUUUAUCUUUUUUUUAGUAAUAGUAAUUUGUAAACUGUCUUUUCUGAUGCAUUGGACUGAAUUUUUACCUCAAAGCAUAAAUAAGACUGAUCAUCCUGAAAUUUUUAAAGAACUUGACAAAAGAGGUUUCUAUUGAAUAUUUUGCUAGUGGUGGUUAUCACCUCAAUCCUCCAGUUUGAUGAGAUGAAAUUAUUCUUUUUGUUUGUAUUCAUCAAGCAGAUGUGCAUGACUGAGAGGGGCAGGCCACCCAUCAUUUUACUUCAAUGUAGCUGUCUAUUGUGUGGGGCCAUAGACUUUUUAAUGGAGAUUUUUUUACUUUACUAUUGUAAAUGCCUUUCUGGAGCAUCAAUUUCAGAAGGUAUCGCAGUCUGUCAUUUUUACUAGUUUUAUCUUUUUGAUCUCUGCAGAAAUGUGCUGGUGCAGGCAUGAGCAGCAGAGUGAUUGCACUAUUUGUGACUGCACACUCACUAGGCGGGUCUUACUGGGUAAACCUUUGAAUGUGUCAUAGAACCAGAGAGGGACACCUGGGAUAACUACAGAUAACACUGCCACGGGAUAGUAAAAGAACUCAUGUUUUCCCCUUCUUAAAAAAAAAUAGAAAAGGAAAGGAAAAAAAAGAAAAAAUGAGCUUUUAGGUAUUUUUCCAAGUUUUACAAAGUGCCCAUUUUAUGCUGCUGUGUGGUUUGAUAAAUGUAAAUGAUUUUUAAACUUUUCUUGUAGAUGGUUAACUUUGGCAAUAAACUUUUUUUUAAAGGCUCCCCCAUCCCGCCACCACCCCUACCCCCAAAAUGUAGUUUUCUGGCCAAGGGUUGUGCAUGGAUUUAUCUAAUAUUUCUUAUGACUUCACAAUCUGAAAAUUUCUAAAACCAAUCAGAAAAGACACAUUUUCAUGCCUUUUUAAAGGUUAUUUUUACCUUUUUGUAUUCACUAUUGGUGUCCUUUCUGUCUUAUUUUCUUAAAAUAAUCUUGAAUGUGAUUGUUCCACUUAGGAAAGGCUUUUUGCCAAUUUGUACAGUCAGUAUGUUGUGUGGUGCUAGCAACCUAGAGAUGUGUACCUGUACCAGCAUUUUGAACUUUUUCUCCUUGGCAAUUUAGGACGCUCCCACAGUUACAAUACAGUGCAUGUUUUAUAAAGUUGUACGUUAUAGCUAUUGUA